AUGCACAGGGGUCGUGGGUAUCACAACCAGCGGGGUCAAGGAAGGAACUAUGAUAAUGGGCGACCCAUGUAUCAAAAUCGCACUUGCUCUUUCGCAAACAGUGGGAAGGGAGAGAGACAGCAGAACAAUGUUUUCUGCAUACAUUACACGAUGUUUGAUCAAUGCCGGUUUGGCAAGUCCUGUUCAAACAUCCACGCUAUUAGGCGUAUCGGCCACAUAUCAGAUGCAAUUAAAUCAGGGGUGGCUUCUAUGGCAUUUUCUAACUUCAAUGGAUAUAUCCAAAUAUUCACAUCAUCACACUAUCCCCCAGUGAAGAAGUGGAAGAUCUCAGAAGGCAAUAAUGGCCGCAUAAACCUCACUAGCGAAGGCAUCCUGAAUAUAUCAAUGUUGGACAGUCGUGGUGGUGGUAGAAGAGGAGGUGGCAAAAAAAUUUGCACUAUGCAAUGUAUUAAUGAGUGCCUAUUCUUGGGUUUAGAUGAUGGUCAAAUAUGUGUAGCCCACCUUAACACCGGAAACUCCACCUUCAUAAAAGGACAUGAGGCACCGGUGAAUGAGAUUAUUUUAAUCGAUUCAAUUAUCGUGUCCGCUUGUGCUGAAGGUAAAAUUAACCUUUGGUCUUUUGAUGCAUCAAGUGGUGGCUUUACUUCAAUAAACACCCUGCUACUAAAUACGCCAUUGAAAUGUCUAAUUGAAAUAUCAACGGUGCACUUAAACAACGAAAUGCGCACGUUGUGGACUGGAGGUGACAAUUCGGUCUCAAUUAUCGAUCUAAAGUCAUUAACAUUGUUAUCAACUUUGCCUCAACAAAACAAAGUGCAGCGUAUGCUUAGAUAUGGCGUUUACAUUCUCAUUGGCCUGUCAGAUGGAACGAUAAAUGCCUAUGAUUUGAUUGGAAACCAUGUAUUCUCGUCCACAAUAAAUCCUAUAUCAUCAAUGGAUGCCAUGAAAGUUAAUAAUGAAGAUUUAUUGUUAAUUGGGACCAAGAAGGGUUCUCUCUGUGUGAGAAAGUUGCCAUCUUUUGAAGAAAUGGGCACCUUAUUUUGUCACUGGGAAAAGGUAGUGACCAAAGUGUAUAACUUGGGCUCCAACUAUUUUGCCACUGCUGGAAUGGACGGCGCUAUAUCCCUAUUCCGUUGGGAUGACUGA
Molecule: messenger RNA, 1146 nt
Organism: Babesia microti strain RI
Lineage: Eukaryota; Apicomplexa; Aconoidasida; Piroplasmida; Babesiidae
Product: zinc finger (CCCH type) protein, putative
Exons: 6
Coding region: 1-1146 (381 amino acids)
Molecular function (GO): protein binding; metal ion binding
Source: RefSeq, a predicted model, not a curated record